This is a messenger RNA of Chelonia mydas (Green sea turtle), 2089 nucleotides long. RefSeq names its product spermatogenesis associated serine rich 2 (gene SPATS2). Gene Ontology annotation, cellular component: cytoplasm. The coding region runs from base 136 to 1236 and encodes 366 amino acids. NCBI's taxonomy places the organism in Eukaryota, Metazoa, Chordata, Testudines, Cheloniidae. The transcript is spliced from 8 exons. The record is from RefSeq and is a predicted model, not a curated record.
GGAUUAAUGGUUACCAUGUCAACGGCUCAGCCAAUGAUACGGAGUCUGUGGACUCGCUCAGUGAAGGCUUGGAUACACUUUCAAUAGAUGCCAGAGAGUUAGAGGAUUGUGAAUCUGCCACACCUGACAUGCCCGAUGGAACAGAGCCCUCCAUCUGUCAGGCCGCAGCCGGAGCAGAGGAAUGUCAGCAAGUCUCUGUUUAGGUCCACAGCAAGCAACCAGACGUCUGCUUCCUUGUCUCCAGUGUUGCUGGAAGAUGUUCCGGUGUCAUCUUCAAACAAGAAGUUGGGUUCAAAUAUUGAAAAAUCAGUGAAGGACCUCCAGCGUUGUACAGUCUCGUUGGCACGAUAUCGGGUUGUGGUCAAAGAGGAAAUGGAUGCCUCCAUUAAGAAAAUGAAGCAGGUCUUUGCUGAACUGCAGAGUUGCCUCAUGGACCGCGAGGUGGCACUACUGGCUGAAAUGGACAAAGUGAAAGCAGAAGCAAUGGAAAUCCUGGUCAGCCGACAGAAGAAAGCUGGGGCGCUAAAGAAGAUGACUGAUGUCGCUGUGCGCAUGUCCGAGGAGCAGUUGGUAGAGCUUAGAGCUGACAUAAAGCACUUUGUCAGCGAACGCAAAUAUGAUGAAGACCUGGGCAGAGUGGCACGAUUCACCUGUGACCUGGAUGCAGUAAAAAAGAGCAUCAGCUCGUUUGGGCAAGUUUCCCAUCCAAAGAACAGUUACUCAACCAGAUCGCGGUGCAGCUCCGUCAUGUCCUUGAGCCCAAGUGAUCCCUCCACCCCGGAGUGUGCCUCUGCUCCCAGCCUUCCCACAGCAAGCAGGAGGCCCCCGUCCUCGGCAGAAACACCUGCAGCCGGAGCCAGCACCAGCAGCCGUCCAUGCCAGCCUCACCGAGAGGUCUUCCAGGGUAACAGGAGACAAGGCCAGGGCUACCGGUCCCAAGGCCAGCGCCAUAACGGCCCCUCCAAUCCAGGAAGACACGACAGUACGAACCGGUACAGAAAUGGGCCUUGGUAUCAGUCCGGUUCCAGGUCUCAGAAUUCCCAGUUCCGACCUCCAGGGAUUGCUGCUGACCCUGGCCAGACUCAUUCCACAGGAACCAGUGGAACUGGUGCUGCCUCCCUGGCGAGCCAGCCCAUCCCCUCAGCACAGGUGCAUCCAGGUGCACCCACCACAGACAUCAAGGGGCUCCCACAACGUAAGCCAAGGUCAAGCCAGCCUGAAGAGGCGAAUUCCUGAGAGGAUCCAGAUCUCCAUUCCCUCCGGAGACUCGGCUUGAUAACUGGACUGUAGGAAACUCCUAGCUAGAGCUAUUAACAAAGGAAAGUUUACACUCCUCUCUUGUGCCACGUUUUUCUCUCCUCCCUUGUACGUUUCCUUCAUUUUCUUCUCUUUGUGGAAGCUACUUCAUGCGUCUCCCUACGCGCUACUGCCGUGUGCCAGGUUCAUGCUUUACCGGAACGCACUCUGCUGCUGCCAGAUCUGUGGCUUCCCCUGGGAGCUCCCGGGACCUCGAUGGCUCCUUUUCCUUCAGAGUUAUCCACAGAACCCCAGGCAGAAUCCGAGCCAAAAAUAACCUCCCAGUUGUGGCCCUGGGUGAGCCAACCUGUGGGUGGAACCCCCCCCCCAGCCAGCUCUCCCUGGUAACAGCACACAGUUCAUGCUGGCAGUGAAGAGGGUCGCUGUGAAAUGGGGCUUCGGCUAGGGUAGCUGCUGGUCAGAUUGGAGAGAGCCGUGUGGAGUCUGCCUCGCUUUCCUUGGAGCUCACCUGAAUCCCAACACAGCCCAGGCCCACACUGGCCCCCCGAGUCCCAAACCCUUGCUCGGGACCCUUCCAUGGAGCCAAGCAGCAGUUGUGAAGGCCCACGCACACUUCCUGUAUAAAUUUAGAUGUUCCCUAUUUUUAAUGUUUUUGGGGGGGGAUCUCUUUUAUUUUAUUCACCCCCUGCCCGUCCCUACCCUAUCUUGUCCCUAAACUAAAUUUAUAACCAUAACAAUUAGCAGUGCUAAUCCUAGGUAACACCAGUCAGAGAUUGCUCCUGGCAUUCUUCAUAGUUGUACAAAUAAAGACGAUGCUGACGAUGGGCAUGUU